AUGGCCCAAAGCAACGACAGCGUCAUGUUUAACCCUUCUUCGCCUCACUCCUCUGUCGGCGCUGCCGAUUCCUUCAAGGGAACGCCUGACACGAGGUUGACCGCUUUCUCUCCGGAGGAAAGUGCCACGAGAUCCUCCCGUCUUCUCAAAUCAAUCGUGCAGGCCUCGCCAGAGACCACUCCCUCGAGAUUUCCCUCGAGUACCUUUGGCAAUGUCAUGUCUAGUGCCGAAAAGGACCCUUUCAUCACUACAAAUUCAAACACUAGCCAUCCGAAGCUGUCGCCGACUGCCUCUACUUUCCAGCCCUUCUCUUCGCCACUGGACAGGAACGCUGAAUUCGCCAUUCUCGACCGAGACAGACAAUCAGCUUCUAGCGUCUUUUCGACUGGAGUUAGGGAUGUUGGUGAACUCUCGGAGUGUCUCAUCAUCGGCUCCCAAAACCGAAACCUUGGCAUCACCGAUCUGAAUGCUUGUCUCAUGAAACUCCAGCGACUUGGUCUCUCGCUCCAAGAACCGCGACAAAUAUUCCACAGAGGAGGGCGAAUCUCUGUCCAGUUCAACGACAUUCGUGACGCCGUUCUGGUUCACGACAAUGUUUAUCGAGUCGAGGCUGACUUUGAAAUCGACUAUCUGUCAAACGUCGACUUUUCAGAGGUGCGUCUUGCUAGAUCUCCAACUAAAGCCUGGCAACUGAUAUCUGAGAAGCUUUCCAUUAGAAGCAGAGUCAAAUCUGGGGCUUGGGUCGCCGUUGUUGCUCUGGCUAUUCCUCCCUGUCCACUCGACAUCAUCCGCACCGAAGCAAUUCUCAAGCGCAUGCUGCAGUCACGGGGCCAACUCUCGGCAUACCGUGCCCAGCAGAACAACGAUCCUUCGGUAUACAGAGCCAUCGUUCAGUUCAGUGACCAGGCCGAAGCCGCCACAGCCGUGGUUGUGAUCAACAACACGAUUGUUGAGGUGAGCUAA
Messenger RNA from Colletotrichum fioriniae, 963 nucleotides. The record is from RefSeq and is a predicted model, not a curated record. Lineage: Eukaryota; Fungi; Ascomycota; Sordariomycetes; Glomerellales; Glomerellaceae.